Thermochaetoides thermophila DSM 1495 is the source of this 279-nucleotide messenger RNA. RefSeq lists its product as uncharacterized. Bases 1 to 279 code for a protein of 92 amino acids. NCBI's taxonomy places the organism in Eukaryota, Fungi, Ascomycota, Sordariomycetes, Sordariales, Chaetomiaceae. The transcript has a single exon. The record is from RefSeq and is a predicted model, not a curated record.
AUGUCAACCCGGCCCGGAAACUCAGGCCAAGAGCCCGACCUCUACGACAUUACUGCUGCCGCGAGAGCUGCCGAAGCGGAAAUUAUUGAUGUUCAUCAUGGCCAGGAAGUGGGCAAAAUUCCUACAACGAGCACAAAGACACAAGAGCGCAGUGGGAAGAUGAAUGGACAAGAACGACAGAGCAGUAGAAGAAUGGCCAGCGGUGAGCCGGAUUUGGAGGAUAUCACUGCUGCGGCGAGGGAAGCGGAGAGGGAGAUUUUGGAGGGGAGGGGGAAGUAA